Penaeus monodon (black tiger shrimp) is the source of this 2668-nucleotide messenger RNA. RefSeq lists its product as uncharacterized. The coding region runs from base 198 to 2039 and encodes 613 amino acids. Lineage: Eukaryota; Metazoa; Arthropoda; Malacostraca; Decapoda; Penaeidae. The record is from RefSeq and is a predicted model, not a curated record. The transcript has 2 exons.
UCCUUCUGCAGCGUCACCCUGAGCGGCGCCGCCGGGGUCAGGGCCUCGCCACACGCUAUAUAUCGGGGGCGGAGGUCCUCCCCCUCCCUCAGACAGCUCCCGGCGGAUUCCCGGGCGGGUCCGAGCUCCUGCGCCUGCGUCUGUCCGUCAGUGUGUCUGGCUGUCCUGUCGCCGCGGCGGAAAUUGGUCCCGCCGCCAUGAUUUUGGGUGUCGUACUGGUGGCUUUGGUCGCGGGGGUGAGGGGGGAGGCCGUCGCACCCUCCCCCUACCUCGGGUUCGUCGGCUCCUCCGUCCCCGUCGCCUCCAGGCUCGCGUCGACCUCCCAGUACUCCUUGACAGUCCAGCACGGCGCCGUCCCACGCGCGCGUUCCGUCUCAGCGCCCCUGAAGCGUGAGAAGUUGAAGUUCGAUGUUGACGACACGACUCUGUACCGCGAGGACGUGGGCGACGGUCCCUCCACUCACGAGGAGGGCUCCGAGGAGGUCCAGCGCCGUCGGGAAGGUUUGGGCAAGUCUUCAACGCGCCCCUUCCACCCCCGAAUCGAUACCGCCCUUCCUCCGCAGAGGCCGCGAGCGGCAGCUCCUUCUGUUCCUAAGGUGGAGACGCCAACAGCCGUCCCUGCCGCUCUUCCAGUCCAAGCGCAAGUUGCUGCCGUUGCUCCGGUCAGCGCGAAGGUCAUUGUCCCGGUGGUUCCUGCAGUGGUGUCGCCCUUGGUCACCCCCGCGCCCCAAGUGACACUCCAGCAUGAGGUGGUCAAGCAGCAGUUUCAUGCCCAGGACGAGCUCGGCCGUUACGCCUUCGGGUACAGCGGCGGCCCGUCGUCCCGCGCCGAGACCCGCGACGCCCUGGGCCACGUCCGGGGCUCCUUCAGCUACGUGGAUCCGCACGGGGAGAUCCAGUACCAGCACUACGUGGCCGACGAUCACGGCUUUAGGAUCACCUCCGCCUCCAACUUGCCACAGCAAAGGCGGAAACGUUCCGCAGAAACCUCAGAGGACCAGAAAGCUACGGAAGCCCACGCAGCAGGAAAGGCACGCUCACAUACAGCUCAUUCAGGGACCGGAUCUCAGGCUGGCACGGUCAGUCAACCAAGAUUUGCCACCCACCCAGGGACGCCAAGUCAGACACCAUUCGCACUCCAGCACUUCUUAACCGCCCAACCCAACUCAGUUGCCCAGCCAGCUAACUUGGCUCAUUCAAAUAUUCUUAGUCAUUUUGGCUUCCCCUCUCAAAGCGGCAUCUUGGUCCGACCAAAUGAAAUCCAGACAGCUAAUUCGGCACACUCAAAUUUUGCUCACUUGGGACCUACGGUUCAGACGAGCCCUGGAACGAGUUCCUUGCCUCUCCCGGGCAGCUUUGCUCACCAACAAUCCCCGGUUCCCGUCGGCUUUAGGGUCCAGCCAGUUGAUCCUGCCCACCAAGGUGCCACGUCCUUCCAGAAUGCCGCAUUCCAGGGUGCCGUAGCCAUCCCAAGUAACGUAGCCUUCCAGAGCGCAGGAACUAGACCAAGUAGCACAGCCUUCGUAGGUUCCGUACCAAGUUCUCACAACUUACCGUUUCAGGGUCCACUGAUCCAGCAGGACACCACAGCACAAUCACCGUUUGUGGCAGUCCCAGGUUCCAGAUCAUCUGCAGUGUCUACUGGUACUGCCGGCACUGUUGGCCUUCCGAACACUCACGGUUUUGCAGGUCAGAGUACCGUCUUCGGAAACCAGGGGUCCCUCACCGCAUCUGGGUCCUUUACCCCCUCUGGCACCCCAGGCUUCCCCAGCGGCGAUGUCGCACUCUUCGUGGAUUCCGACUUCCUUCAGGCCAACCGUGCAGACGCCUUCGCCCCAACAUCCGGCCCCAGCCACGGGAUUCUGCAGGGCCUCGGGAGAAUUCCUAGCACCCCGGGACUUCUGACCUCCGCUUCCGGCACUCCAGGAAUCCUCGACGUCUUGGGCAACCAGGGUAACUCCGGCUUUUCCUAUGGAUUCGAGGAGAGUCCUACAUCCGUCCAGACUUUCGGAAGUCACUUCAACCCUGGACGUCAAUAAGAAGGAAGAGCAUCCUGAGGGAAACCAUUCUACCACAGGCAAUUGUGUUAACCUACAUAGGUUACUAAUCGCCUAAUCCUCCGCCAGUUUCAGAAUCAAAUUUGUACUCGAAGCUUUCUUUUGGUGAACAAUAGUCGUUUAAUAAGUGGUAGGCAGAGAUAGAGAGAGGGGGGGGCUAGGAGGGAGGGAAGGUAGAAGGGAGGGAAGGAGAGAAUGAGAGAGGGAGAGAGGGAAAGAGAGAAAGAGAGAGAGAAGGAGGGAGGGCGAGAGGGAGAGAUAGAUAGACAGAUAGAUAGAUAGAUAGAUAAAGAGAGAGAGAGAGAGAAACCUAUUCAUUUCCCUCAGUUCCACUACAAUCCCUAUGCAAUAUUCUCGAUAGAACACUGGAUAGGUGCACCUAAGGCGCAGAUUCAGUAGAACAUUUUUUCUUUAUUGUUUUGUAUCUAGAUUAAGGUAUAUGUAUGUGUAUGUUUUGUGUAUAAUUGCAAUACCCAAACUUGUAUACAUUCGAACAUAUGCAAUGCAUUUCGGCAGAUUACUUCAUUAUAUAUAUAAUGUGAAUAUGUACAGAUGUGGAAGCACCAAAGAAAUAUAAUUUUGUACAUUGAAAUUAAAAUUCGAGUUUUUUA